AACAUCAUAUAAGUGCUGAAAUACACUUAAAAAAACAAAUAAAUGCAAAUAGACCGUAAAUCGCGUUCCUGAUCAAUGCGAUUUACGUUCUAAAUUGAUAAGUGUGGUCGAAGGGUAUUUCCGUUAAUAUUAAUUGUUUUAGGGGCAAAAUGAUCGGCGUUUUACAACUCCGGUGGAAGAAACCGGCGAAUAUACCUCCAAAAGCUCCACUUUCAUUCGGACCAUUCAACUCCACGACCCAAACCCGGUGGAAAAAACCCGCAAACUCAGCCCAAACCCGCUUAGAAAACCGGGUCCGCGACCCGAAUCUCGACAACCUCGCAGCUCACUACCGGAGACUCAAGCUCAUCCUCAACCUCCACGACCUCGUAUCUGCUAAAAAGCGCGGUCCUUUUGUCUCUGUUCAGUUACUCUCUAAAUGGGCCCCACAUGCCGGAAUUACCACCAUUGCCGCCGGUGAUCUUUUCCGGAAAUAUCCUCAUAUCUUCGAGGUAUUUACACACCCUGUUAAGCGAAAUUUGUGUUGUAAGUUUAGGGACAAAUUUGUAAAUUUUCUUAAGGAAGAACAAGAUGUUGUGUUACAAAAUGAAGAGGAAAGUGUGAUGAGAAUAAGGAAGAUUUUAAUGAUGUCUGUUAAUGGUAGAGUACAUUUGCAUGCUCUUAGAUUAAUGAGGACUGAAUUGGGUUUGCCUGAAAACUUCAAGGACUUGAUAAUAAUUAAGUAUAAUCAAGUUUUUAGGAUGGUUGAUUUAGAAAUUAUUGAGUUAAUUCAUGGAAAUGGUGUUAGUGAGAGUUUUGGGGUGGCAAAGAUUGAAUCUUGGAGGAAGAAGGAGUAUGUUGAGAAAUGGUUGAGUGAAUUUGAGGUUAAAUAUGCAUUUCCUAUUGAUUUCCCUACAGGGUUUAAGAAAGAACCAGGUUUUAAGGAGAAGUUGAAGAAUUGGCAAAGGCUUCCUUAUGUUAAGCCUUACGAAAGAGAACGAACGACUGAAGCAACGGAACCAUCUUCAAGGUGUGAUGAGUUGAUAUCGAGGUCAGGAGUGAUUGGGAAGCGUGGUUUUGGAGGGGUUGAGCGGUAUGAGAAGCGAGCUGUGGCGGUCAUUCAUGAAGUUUUGAGCUUGACUGUUGAGAAGUCGGUGCCGGUUGAAAGGUUGGCACAUUUUAAGAAGGAUCUUGACAUUGUAGUUAAUAUACGUGAGCUGUUGUUGAAGCAUCCUGGGAUAUUUUACAUAUCGACUAAAGGGAUUACUGAGAUUGUUUUUCUUAGAGAGGCAUAUAGUAAAGGGCGUUUGAUUGAGCCGAAUCCUAUUUAUGAUUUGAGAAGAAAGAUGUUGGAGCUUAUCUUGUUGGGGAACCGGCAUACCAGAGAGUUGAGAACGGAAAGGGAACUGAAGGAUGAAACUAAAGACAUGACAGACGACGACAAUGGAUGGGAAAGCAGGGAGGGUGACUUUGUCAUUCCAAUUUUAGAGUGUUUUACUGAUCACGACGAAAAUGACAAUUUGAACUAGAAUGGUUACUUCUCUAAGGCACAGCUGAUUGACUUUCUGAGAUGGAAAUCGGCAGAGAGAGUGUAGGGAUGAUUGAAGAUCCUUUUCAAAUCCAGGCGACUGUGCAGAAACAACUGCCAUGUCAAUGUCAUAGAAUUGUGUCAGAUGUUUGAAGCAUAGCUCAAAAUCCCGACAGAAUCAAAGGUUGAAGUUUUGGCCUUACGAAGACUAGUUGGCAUAGGGCAUAAGCAUCGAACUAGGUUUGUUUUGCUGGCUGUUAUACAGUGGAUUUUGCUUCCACAAACUACGAUAGAGGAGCAAAUAUGCUCAAGCUGCUAGUCGUGCAGGCGUCGCAUGCCUCAAGAACAGUACAGGCUCAAGUUUGUUUCAACAAUUGCACAACUAGGGAGACCAUGAAGGCGUCGACGUCGACUUCUCUGAGACAAACUUCUUGGAUCUCAUGUACCAAUACAUCUCUUGACUAUCAACCAACAAUUUCAAACACUUGGUUAAUAUAUUUGUUAAAAAACUGACUCAUAUUCGUUAACAGUUGAGGUUAAAUAUAUUUUUCAGCAAACCAACUCACA
This is a messenger RNA of Capsicum annuum, 2074 nucleotides long. Its product is annotated as protein ROOT PRIMORDIUM DEFECTIVE 1. NCBI's taxonomy places the organism in Eukaryota, Viridiplantae, Streptophyta, Magnoliopsida, Solanales, Solanaceae. The transcript is spliced from 3 exons. Bases 150 to 1508 code for a protein of 452 amino acids. Gene Ontology annotation, molecular function: RNA binding. The record is from RefSeq and is a predicted model, not a curated record.